AAAUAAGAAAAUAAGAAAAAUAGCCCUUAGUCCGUAGCAAGCAACAAAGAAAGGAAGGGGGUCUUAAUCUGACAUACUUUUGGAUCGGAAUCAAACUAAAAUUUCAGCGGGUGUAAGAUCUGGUAUGCUCCCUCCUCUUUGAUUCCUCUCAAGCUUCGUUCCUUCUCCUUCUCCUUCUCCUUCUCAACCUCACACAUGGAUCCCAACCAGUCUGUAGUUGAAAACUACGCAAAUCCAAGGACUUGUUUCUUUCAUGUUCUCUUCAAGGCUGCGGCUUUGGCAUUUUACAUUCUAUCGGCUCUCUUUAUUGAUAACUUUGUCAUCAUUUUUGUGGUGACUGUCCUUCUUGCUGCUCUUGAUUUUUGGGUAGUCAAGAAUGUAAGUGGAAGAAUUUUAGUUGGUAUGAGAUGGUGGAAUGAAAUCAAUGAUCUUGGUGAGAGUGUUUGGAAGUUUGAAUGCCUUGACCAAGAGUCAUUGGCUCGGAUGAACAAGAAAGAUUCAUGGCUUUUCUGGUGGACCCUUUACCUUGCGGCAGUUUUAUGGAUUAUGUUGGCAAUAUUCUCGCUCAUAAGGCUUCAGGCUGAUUAUCUCCUUGUUGUAGGAGUUUGUUUGACCCUCAGCAUUGCAAAUAUUGUUGGUUUUACCAAAUGCAAAAAAGAUGCUAAGAAGCAGAUUCAACAAUUUGCCUCUCAAACAAUUGCCUCUCGCUUCUCAUCUACUUUACAGUCAGCGUUCAGUGUUGUUUAAUUAUCAAUGCAAGUGGAACCAUGCAUUAUUAGAAAUAUUGAGAUGCGGUGGAGGUAUGUACAUGAUGAUUAUUUCGGCCGGCCUCAGACUGGAUCCUGACUACCUAUCAAACUUGCGUAGUUACUGAUACAAAAAAUGCAAAAUUUUGUACUUCUAUAAGAAAUGGCUUGAGUGAGACUGAUAAUCAGAUUACAUAGUUUUAGUUAAAGAGUUGUUUAUUUUCAUGUGUACAUUGUGUUCUUGUAUUCUUUUGCAUUAAUUGUCAAAGAUUUAUGUUCCAUGAUUGUUUGCUGCUUAUUUUCAUGCAAA
Molecule: messenger RNA, 1056 nt
Organism: Cicer arietinum (chickpea)
Lineage: Eukaryota; Viridiplantae; Streptophyta; Magnoliopsida; Fabales; Fabaceae
Product: Golgi apparatus membrane protein-like protein ECHIDNA
Biological process (GO): protein secretion; vesicle-mediated transport
Cellular component (GO): Golgi membrane
Source: RefSeq, a predicted model, not a curated record